Messenger RNA from Hyla sarda, 1192 nucleotides. RefSeq names its product shieldin complex subunit 3 (gene SHLD3). The record is from RefSeq and is a predicted model, not a curated record. Bases 26 to 643 code for a protein of 205 amino acids. Lineage: Eukaryota; Metazoa; Chordata; Amphibia; Anura; Hylidae. Gene Ontology annotation, biological process: positive regulation of double-strand break repair via nonhomologous end joining; negative regulation of double-strand break repair via homologous recombination; positive regulation of isotype switching. The transcript has a single exon.
UCCAUGGUUUCCACAUCACUUGCCGAUGUUCACCCUUAAACCUCAAAAAUGUCCUCCGAUUAUUCCAAUGGAUCUGUCAUCCAAAGUUAAUUCUAAAUCCUUUGAUCCAGUCAAUGCAGAGCCCUUUAUAUGGUAUGAUCCUACACCAAAUCUGUUGGAGUUUAGGUCAAAUAGCAGCAAGGAUGAAGACCAGCAAGUGGCUUCUGCAGAACAGGACAGUGUUGGAUGUGACGUACGAAACGCCAGCGACACGUUAAGCAAACAGAGCUCAUAUGUGCGUUCAUGGAGUGUGUGUACUCAAAGAGUUGGAAGAAAAGAUGUGAUUGUGCCGCCAUCUCCAGAAUUGAAAAGCCUCCUGAAUAGACUCCAGCUGAAUCUGUUCUAUAGGGGAAGGUGGACCAUCUUGCCAUCAGUUUGUGGUGAUCUGAGUUUAGAAGAAGUCUGGGAUAAACUGACCAGACUGACUAGACACGAUGUUCUUCCAAGCUGUAACGCCACAAUGCAACGAGAUAUUAGUGAGAUAUGGAUCUUCUGUGACCUGCGCUAUUGUGAGCAUAUUGGAAAGUUAUUGAUCGCAAAGCUAAAAUUGUCUGGCAAAAUUUGCUUAUUCGUUCACAAGCAUGGAGUUAUUCUAAGCAUGUGACUUAUAUGUUUUAUGUUUUUAUCCAGAAUAAGAAUUGAAUUACCUAUAUAAGCCGAUCGAGUUAGGUUUUUUUUUUUUUUUUUUCUUACAGGAAAGAGCAAUAUUUGAAACUUUCUACUCAGUCCUCUUCCUGGUGUCGGAGGUCAAUGCAUCAGACUGCAGCUCAGAUAAUCGCUGGCUCCAGCAGUGUCCUGCCUCGGCCAGUGAUUGACUGAGGGGCUGUGGGAUGUAUUGAGCCCCCAGCACCAGGAAGAAGACCAGUUCUGGGGCUCAGUACAUUUACCACCGGAGUACCCCAUUAAGAGAGCUCUUAUCUUAAGGGUUAUUCCGGCCAAAUGCAUCUUAUCCCCUAUCCAAAGGAUAGGGGAUAAGAUGUCUGAUCGUGGGUGGCCCGCCGAUGGGACCCCCCGUGAUCUCCCUGCAGCACCCCCAUUCUGUGUGGGGCUGCGUCUCCAGUCUAGGUAACCUCUUUGUCUCCGGGACUGGAGAUGUGAAGUCACGCCACUCCCCCUCAUGACAUCACACCACACCCCCUCCAUUCAUGUCUAU